Trichosporon asahii var. asahii CBS 2479 is the source of this 1386-nucleotide messenger RNA. RefSeq names its product cytoplasm protein. Bases 1 to 1386 code for a protein of 461 amino acids. The transcript has 3 exons. Lineage: Eukaryota; Fungi; Basidiomycota; Tremellomycetes; Trichosporonales; Trichosporonaceae. The record is from RefSeq and is a predicted model, not a curated record.
AUGAGCGAGCUGACACAACUGUUCGAGUUUCUGAGCUCGCCGAACCCGGCGGCCCGCCAGAUCGCCCUGAAGAACCUCAUCGGCCACACCCCCAAGAACGACCCGCAGCGCGACAUCUUCAUCCCGUCCAGCUUUGCCCCGGCUCCGGGAGAGAAGGGCGGCGCCGACGGCGGCGGCCUUCUGCCUAACAAGCGCAAGGAGGGUUCGGAGCAGGACGAGGUCAAGAUCAAGGCGAUCCAGGACCUGGCGAACCUGUGCCGUGACCAAGCGGCGAUCGCGCACGAUGCUCUCUCGGCGCUUAUCAACCUGACGGACAACCUGGCGGUCUCGCGCCAGCUGAUGCAGCCUGAGUUCCUCGUCUGGCUGGUCUCCUACACUGCCAUCGCGAACCUGCAGAUUCCCGUCGUGUCCAUGCCCAAGUCGAAGAACUACCCGCCGUACUACCUCCCCGCGUGCGCGAGCUCUUCUUCGACUAUCCACCCCGACUUCCGUGACCCCGCCUUCGUUCCCCCGAAUGCCGAGGUCGGACAGGAGCCCGAGCGUGACAUUGAGGGACUCCGCGCCCUUGUCGCCGCAUUCGAGGACGGCGCCUCCGAGGGCGUGAAGGAGGGCAAGGGCAAGCGAAAGGGCGACGUCAACUUCCUCGCCUCCGUGUUCGCCAACAUCUCCAUGCUCCCCGCGACCCGUGAUCUGCUCCUUACGCCUCAGCCUGCCUUCCCCGCACCCUCUUCGGAGCGAACAGACAAUGACGAACCGCUCCUCGCCAAGAUUGUUGUCUACACCGAGCACCCGGACACGAUCCGCCGCGGCGGCGCGCUGGGCACGAUCAAGAACUGCGCGAUGGAGCGCGGAACACACCCCUGGCUCCUGGCCACGGAGGACGAGCGCGUCAAGCUCCCGACGUCGGACAAGACAGUCCGCGGCGUCGACGUGCUGCCCUACGUCCUUGCGCCGCUCAUGGGCCCGGAGGAGUACGACAUGGACGAGAUGGAGCAGCUCCCCGAGACGCUCCAGUUCCUCGGCGCGGACAAGAAGCGCGAGCAGGACCCUGUCCUGCGCAUGAUGUGUGUGGAGAUCCUGCUGCUGCUGGCGACUAGCUACACGGGCCGCGAGACGCUCCGCCAGCGCGGCGCGUACUACGUCGUGCGCGAGGCGCACAAAGCCGAGUCCGACCAGAACAUCAAGGAGGCGAUUGAGCGCCUGGUGUCGCUGAUCCAGGGCGAGGAGGGGCGCGAGACGCGCCAGGACACGAUCGACGAUAUUGUCAAGAAAGUCCAGGAGCCCACGGGCGCCGUGCCGCCGACGGAGGCUGCGGAGGACCUGAGAAAGGAGGAGAGGGAGGAGCGCAAGGAGGACGACGACGAUAUGGACGUUGUGGAGGUCUAA